Molecule: messenger RNA, 903 nt
Organism: Annulohypoxylon maeteangense
Lineage: Eukaryota; Fungi; Ascomycota; Sordariomycetes; Xylariales; Hypoxylaceae
Product: NAD(P)-binding protein
Exons: 2
Coding region: 1-903 (300 amino acids)
Molecular function (GO): oxidoreductase activity, acting on the CH-OH group of donors, NAD or NADP as acceptor
Source: RefSeq, a predicted model, not a curated record
AUGACGACCGAAAGAGCUGAGCUCACGGCAAGGGUGCUACCUCUGAUAUCCUUGGGAGACGGCUCUCCGGGUUCACUGACGGCCCCGCCUCCGCCACUACCCCGCGAAAUUCCGGCAACAAACAGGGCCCAGGAGCGCUUUCAUGUAACGGGCAAUGCGAUUGUCACUGGUGGAGCCGGGGAUCUUGGCUUCGCUGCAUGCAACGCCCUCCUUGAACAUGGUCUUGAAGGCCUUAUGAUAUUUGAUAUGAACCCAGCGGAGGCACAAGCCAGAGUCACGGUGCUGGAGUCUGACUUUCCACACGCCAAAAUCCGAUUCCUGAAAGUUGACGUGACUGACGAAGAUGGCGUCAACGCUGCAGUUGACGAAACAGUCAAGCUGUUAGGCGGUGUCAGCAUUCUGCUAAGUUUCGCUGGAAUGGUUGCCUGCGGCCAUGCGCUAGACUGGUCCGCAAAGGAUUGGAAUCGGGUGGUGAACGUGAACACGAUUGGCGGUUUCCUUGUUGCUCGUGCGGUAGCUCGGACGAUGAUAGAACGUGGAAUCGGCGGGAGUAUGGUAUUCAUAGCCAGUAUAUCAGGGCAUAGAGUCAACUUCCCCCAACCCCAAGUCUCCUACAACGUGUCUAAAGCUGGGGUGGUGGCUAUGGUGAGGUCGCUUGCUGGCGAGUGGGCAAAAUUUGGAAUUAGAGUAAACAGUAUUUCCCCGGGAUACAUGAACACGAUAUUAAAUGAGGGCGACGGUCUAGAUGAAGCAAGAAAGAUGUGGGCUAGUCGAAAUCCAAUGGGAAGGAUGGGUGAGCCGGAUGAACUGUCAGGGGCCAUUGUGACGCUCGUAAGCCGCGCGGGGAGCUAUAUCAACGGCUCGGACCUUCUUAUAGACGGAGGGCAGACCCUUUUCAUGUAG